Exophiala dermatitidis NIH/UT8656 is the source of this 1884-nucleotide messenger RNA. Its product is annotated as pyruvate decarboxylase. The record is from RefSeq and is a predicted model, not a curated record. Gene Ontology annotation, molecular function: thiamine pyrophosphate binding; carboxy-lyase activity; magnesium ion binding. The coding region runs from base 1 to 1884 and encodes 627 amino acids. Lineage: Eukaryota; Fungi; Ascomycota; Eurotiomycetes; Chaetothyriales; Herpotrichiellaceae. The transcript has a single exon.
AUGGCCAACGCCAACGCCAGCCACGUCGACUUGACGGAAUAUCUAUUCACUCGAAUCCACCAGCUGGGAGUGCGGGCGGUGCACGGGGUGCCAGGCGACUACAACCUCACGGCGCUGGACUACAUCGAACCAGCCGGAUUAGAGUGGGUGGGCAAUGCCAACGAGCUCAACGCCGGGUAUGCGGCGGACGGGUAUGCACGCGUUCGGGGGGUGUCGGCGCUGGUGACGGCGUUUGGGGUGGGCGAACUGAGUGCGAUCAACGCGAUCGCAGGGGCAUACGCGGAGCGAGCGGCGGUGAUACAUAUCGUGGGCACGGCGCCAACGCACGCGCAGCAGCAGGGGCUCUGCAUGCACCACUCGCUGGGGGACGGCGACUUCAGGGUGUUUGCCGACAUGUCGGCCAAGAUCACGGUGGCACAAACGAACCUGAUCGACCCGGCCACGGCUCCCGCAGAAAUCGACCGGUGUCUGCGUGAAUGUGUCGUGCAAAGUCGCCCCGUCUACAUCGAGCUGCCGACCAACAUGGUGAAAGCACGAGUUUCGGCCGCGCGCCUGUCCACGCCCAUUGAUAUCUCAGUGAUCUCGGCCAACAACGACGCGGAAGCCGAAACAAAGACAGCCGACCGGAUCCUCGAGCGCAUCUACGGGUCCAAACAACCAUUCAUCAUUGUCGACGGGUUCACCUCGCGCUACGGCAUCAGCGACGAGGCCGACGAGCUGGUGCGCGUGACGGGGUUUCCGACCUCGACCACGCCGUUCGGCAAGGGCAUUGUCAAUGAGACGUACCCCAACUUCCACGGCAUCUAUGCCGGCAUGGCCGGCAAGCAGAUCUACAUGCCGUGGGCGAGAGGGUGCGACGUUGUGAUCCGUUUGGGUCCUUUACCCAGCGACGUCAACACAUUCGGCUUCAGCACGACGCCGGACCCCAAAACGGCAAUCACUUUCGAGCGAGACUCGGUCGAGUUCGACGGCUCCAAACACACAGGGCUGCACGUCAAAUCACUCCUGCGCAAGAUUUUGCAGCGGCUCGACCCGACCAAACUGCCCAAAUACGACCCCUACCCGGAUCUAGGUGACCCACGCGCACAACUGGACGCACUGCCGCCCACGGGCGAGGACGACACCAUCGACCAAGCCACCUUUUACCAGCGCAUGUCGAAUUUCUUCCGAUCUGGCGAUAUCGUGCUGACCGAGACGGGCACGCCGUCCGUGGGCGGCCGCGAUUUCGUGUUGCCACCGCACACCAAGCUGAUCAACUCGUCUCUGUGGUUGUCCAUCGGAUACAUGCUCGGAGCGUGUGCGGGCGCGGCAUUGGCCCAGCGCGAAAUGAUAGCGGAAGGGCUAUGGCCUCCAAGAAGCGAGAAGAAAGGAAGAGCAGCAGCAGCAGCAACAGAAACAACGUCAGGCAGAACCAUCCUCUUCGAAGGCGACGGCAGCCUCCAAAUGACAGCCCAAGUCUUUUCCGAUAUCAUCCGCAACCGUUUGGAUGUUGUAGUAUUCAUCCUCAACAACGACGGGUACACGAUCGAGCGCUGGAUCCACGGCAUGCGCGCCGGAUACAACGACAUCCAGCCCUGGCGAUACCUAGACGCGCCCAGCUAUUUCGGCGCAGACCUCAACGACCCCGACUACCCGGUCUUCACGGCCCGGGCCGAGUCGUGGGGUCAAUUGGAUCGGAUUGUGGACAGCGAAGCCCUCAAGAAGGGGAAAGGUCUCAAUAUCGUCGAGGUCAUCAUGGCUAGGGAAGAUGCUCCUGAAGUUCUGAAGAAGUUGGUCGAAAGCACGUCGAGAAGAAACAGUGGCGCCUCGGUCGAUUUGUCUGUCGAAAAGGACCGUCCAAAGGCCAUUACGCAUGAAGAAAAGGUCAUGAAGGUGGCUGGUUGA